AUGCCGCACGACCUGAGCCCCGAGACCGCGCUCGCGAACGCCAAGACCGCGUGCGGCCGCCUCGCCGCGUUCGUCGCCGCGACCAACUUCCUCUUCGCGCUGGCGACGAUGGGUUCGCGCCGUCGACGGAAUACGCGGCGGAUCGGCGACGGCGUCGUCGACCUCGGCGCGGCGUGGACGGUCGCGACGAUGACGUUCUGCGCGCUCGCGCGAUCGCCGGCGCCGUUCGUCCUCGACGACGAGCUCCUCCUCAAGCUCGCCCCGUCACAGCCGCUGCAUCUGCUCCUCGUGACGCUCCCGACGCAGGCUCGUUCUAUAGACUGGUCCCCAUACGACCGCGUCGGCGUGGCGCUCUUCCUCCGCGCGCUGUGGUCGCGCGGGCUCGUCCGAAGGGGGAACGCGGCGUCGCUGCUGUUUUGCCUCGUCGGCGCCGUCGCGUCGUUGUGCCUCGCGCGCGAGCUCAGCGACAAGACGCAUUCGCCGGAGAGCGGCGAGCGCGGGAAGGCCGAGGCGCUUAACGCGCUCGUGGACAUGCUCGUCGCGAUGUCGCGCGCGGGCGCGGGCGGGCUACUGCUGGUCGCCGCGGCGCCGCGGCGGGAACAGAUUCGCGAGGAGGAAGCCGCCGCGGCGGCGUCGGACGGCGGCGACGCCCAAUCGGAACACGCCACGUCGGAUGGCGGCGGCGGCGGCGGCGCGGGCAGCGGCGGCGGCGGCGCGGGCAGCGGCGGUGGCGUGCCCGCGUCGCGCGUCGACGGACGGCCGAUCUCCGUCGGCCUCGCCGGGCAGGAGCUCGCGCUCGUGACGUGUUGGUGUUUCAGCGUACUCCUCGUCGCGCCGCCGAGGCUCGGGAACGGGCCGGCGUUUUACGCGGACGACGUGAAGCACUGGUGCGUGCCGUGGCAGGGGUUGCGGAGCUUAGCGCACGUUUUGACGCAGUGGGUGGGGUUCGUGGUCGUGAAGGCGAGGUGGGCGAGCAUGCUGUCUGGCGGUGCGAGCGGGAGAGGGAGAGAAGCUCGCAGACCGAAGACGGAGUAG
Molecule: messenger RNA, 1035 nt
Organism: Micromonas pusilla CCMP1545
Lineage: Eukaryota; Viridiplantae; Chlorophyta; Mamiellophyceae; Mamiellales; Mamiellaceae
Exons: 2
Coding region: 1-1035 (344 amino acids)
Source: RefSeq, a predicted model, not a curated record